AAGUAUUCCAAAAUGCAAUACAGCAAGCGCUCCAAGGUUUAAACGAGGUACGAAAUAUCGCGGACGAUAUUAUUGUAUGGGGUAAAACCCAAGUCCAGCAUGACAAGAAUUUAGAAGCACUCUUACAGCGAUUAGUUAUCAAGAAACUUACAUUAAAUCUGGAGAAAUGCAAGUUUACUCAACCGUCACUUUGGUUCUAUGGCUACAUUCUGUCAAAGGACGGGCUGUCAGCAGAUCCAAAGAAAGUCGAGGCAAUUAAAAGUUUCAAAACACCAGCAGAUGCGAGUCAACUACGCAGUUUCUUAG
Molecule: messenger RNA, 306 nt
Organism: Paramuricea clavata
Lineage: Eukaryota; Metazoa; Cnidaria; Anthozoa; Malacalcyonacea; Plexauridae
Source: the annotation of a GenBank genome assembly